CUCUAGCCGCUCCAAUUCUGGCCUUUAUUUUUCUCUACAUCAAUGGUUCUUUCCAAUCAUUCAUCACAGCUGCAGCCACAGGCAUUGGAUUCUUCUUUUGCCUCCCUGUGGGGCUUUUCAAAACCACUAAGAUCUUUGUUCUUUACAUUGCAAUGAUUGUUGUUGCAAUCACAGUCUCAACUGCAACACACACUCACCACUUAGCCCUAAUGGCUCCUAAAAUUUCAAGACCAUCACCAUUAAAGAGACUAACCAUAUUUUCCACAAAACAAAGACUCUCUAGUUGGAUCUCUCUCUUUGCCACUGCUGUUGGCUGUUUAGGUGCAUGCAUUGUCUCAUCCUUCACCUACCACAUGCUUAGGGAGCCCAUUGAACGUGGGUUUAUCAGUCUUUGGAUUGUGACAAUAUUUUGUGGCUUGUUAUGGCUAGUGGGAGUGUUGCAUGUCUUCACAGCAGAAAACAGAACCACUUCUGUGCCAAAUAUUUUGUCCUCAAGGCUUCAACUUUUUACAAUAUUCAAAUACCCACAUGCAAUCGGAUGCUUGGUUUCUGUUUUACUCUCCUCGUUUACCACAAUGGGCAUUUUCACUGGUGGGGUGCUGUUCAUAGUGGGCCAACUCUGCAUCGUGCCAGUGCACUUGCUUUAUUUCUGGUUAACCUAUUUCCUCUUCCCUCUGGUUUCUCUGCCACUACUAUUCCAACCACUACAGAACCUACUCAAGGCCAAUUCUGCGAAAAUGAAGAUCGUAGGGUUACUCUUGUCGCUUAUAAGUUCUGGUUUUGGGUUCUACUUCUGGGAGAGUCACUGGAAAUGGGGGCACUUGCUGGUAUUCGGGGCUAUUCAGGGCACAUCAAGUGGGUUGUUGCACACUUUUGGAAGGGUUUUGAUGUUGGAAACUGCUCCAUGUGGUGAAGAGGGUGGGUGUUCUUUUUGGUAUGGUUGGGUGAGAGGUGUUGGCUUGUUUGGAGGUUUCGUGGUGGGUUCAGUGGUGCCGAGGAGUGUGAGAACUUCCUUUGGGGCUGCGUUUUGCAGUGGCCUUGUCGGCAUUGUGGUUCUGCUUUUUGGAAAUGUGAGUGACUUUGGUGCUGCUAAAGAGGAUGGUGAGAGGGCAUUGGAUUCUAAGGAAUCUAUCAGCGUUUGAGAGUGAGUCGUGUAAUAAAUCAAUGAUUUUGUCGCAUUGUACAUUUUGUCUGCCUUCACUUUUUGUUUGCUCUCUCUUGCAAUUGCAUGGAAAAGUCGGGUAAUAGGAUUGAUUUGGUGAUUGGUUUUGGGUUCUCUAAAUGUGUC
Messenger RNA from Vigna radiata var. radiata (mung bean), 1288 nucleotides. RefSeq lists its product as uncharacterized. The coding region runs from base 153 to 1142 and encodes 329 amino acids. The transcript has a single exon. The record is from RefSeq and is a predicted model, not a curated record. NCBI's taxonomy places the organism in Eukaryota, Viridiplantae, Streptophyta, Magnoliopsida, Fabales, Fabaceae.